GCACGAAACAUUAUUUUCUUUGUUCUGCAAUUUACCCCCCCAGCUAGCCAACCUGGUCUGAAACCUUACCGGCCCUUCUUCUCUAAUCCUGCUCUCAACCUUGCCGGAUAGCUAAUUAACCAGAAAAAACGAAGAAAAAGCAUGCCUUGCCUUUACAUCACCACCAACCUCAACUUGGAUGGAGUGGAUACAGAUCCCAUAUUUGCAGAUACCACAAAAGCUGUCGCCUCCAUCAUCGGGAAACCAGAACAUUUUGUUAUGGUGAUACUGAAAGGAUCAGUGCCAAUAUCGUUCAAUGGAAACAAAGAGGGAGCUGCGUACGCUGAGAUUGUAUCAAUGGGAGGCAUUAAUACAGAGGUAAAAAGGAAGCUGAUUGCCACACUCGGUUCCAUAAUGCAAGAUAAGCUCUCAAUCCCGAAGGCAAGAUUUUUUCUUAAAGUCUUUGACACAACUGCAACCGCAGCACGACCUAUCUCCAAGAUGUAAUCAAACUUAAUUAUGAACAGCUCCAAGAUUAUUGUGAUAUGAUCAAUGAUUAUUAAUGAUUUCUUUUUUUAAAUAAGAUUAGCUUUUAUUA
Molecule: messenger RNA, 577 nt
Organism: Rubroshorea leprosula
Lineage: Eukaryota; Viridiplantae; Streptophyta; Magnoliopsida; Malvales; Dipterocarpaceae
Source: the annotation of a GenBank genome assembly